Molecule: messenger RNA, 1023 nt
Organism: Gloeophyllum trabeum ATCC 11539
Lineage: Eukaryota; Fungi; Basidiomycota; Agaricomycetes; Gloeophyllales; Gloeophyllaceae
Exons: 1
Coding region: 1-1023 (340 amino acids)
Source: RefSeq, a predicted model, not a curated record
AUGUCUCUCUCAUCCAUCCCGCUUUCUUCUCUUUCUGUCCCCACGCUCGACUCUCUCAGACACUCCUCAUCUUCGUCUUCUGGUUCGACAAGCCAGUCCGGCUCCCUUAUAUGGGACUCCUGCGCGUCAGAUAGUCAGGCUGAAACGGACAUCACGCCGCCCCCAUCGCCCUCCAAAGAAGCCAUCGACUCUGUCCUUGAAGCCAGCCUUCAAACUCUCAUCACGCUCAAAGUCAAUGGAGACGCUGGCGUCGCCCCUGAUGAGACACCACUGCAGUUCAUCAACGGCUGGCAUACGAGCCGAGACGACAACACCAAUGACCACGGCGACGCAGGCUACGACGCCGAGGAAGAACAUGAUACCCCCGGCCGUCCCAAAUCCAGCGCACUCCCACCAAAAAGCCAAAGCAGAGCUCGGCGUCACAAACGACGAACCCCAGUCAUGGACGAGGAAUCACCCAUCCCGUCCUGGGGCGUAUACUCCGACGCCCGCGACAUCCCAAUCCGCAAGCGCCGCGCAGACCGCCGCAGAAACUUCUGCCAUUCAUUGGGCGCGGCCCCUCCGCCUACCAACUCCCUAGUCUACGCUCCGAGUCGCCGCAAAGCCUGUGUCGGGCUGGGGCUCGGCCUGCCGUCCGAACGCCACCUCCCGGCGAUAUCAGAGACGGACGUCCUCCCCGCAAACGCACCCCGUCUGCCGUUCAGCGCUUGCGCGACUCCAGAAGAGUUGCCCACCGACUACCUACAGCCGCUCCAAGAAUGCCCGUCGCCCGUUGCUCCUCCUCCACCGUCGCCGAAACUGGAGCCGCAAGACAUUAUCUAUAUUCCCUCCCCUGUCGAAACCCUACCACCUCUGCUCCUAGUUCUCGACACGGUGAGCCGCGGGAGGUCGCUCAUCAGAGGCAUUCGCAGGCCGGCAGCGCGAUGGGUGCCCAAGAGGAAGGUCCGCAUUUCACUUUCCGUGCGCGGGCAGCCCCUCGUGUCGCCCAUAUUGGAGGAAGAGGAAGAUGCGGCAUAUGCUUGA